AUGAGGUUGUCCAACUUCAUCCACCUUCCCCUGGUGUUUGCGCCUCUAUUCGCACCUUUACUUGCAACCGCAGAACAUACAAGCAAUUGGGCAGUCCUCGUAUCAACUUCGCGAUUCUGGUUUAACUAUCGACAUCUAGCAAAUGUUCUCUCUCUCUAUCGUACCGUCAAACGACUGGGAAUUCCAGAUUCUCAAAUCAUUCUUAUGUUACCCGACGAUAUGGCAUGCAAUCCUCGGAAUGCCUUUCCUGGCACAGUCUACAGUAACGCCGAUCGCGCGGUGGACUUAUACGGAGAUAAUAUCGAGGUGGAUUACAGAGGAUACGAGGUUACAGUAGAGAACUUUAUUCGACUGCUGACGGAUAGAGUUGGUGAAGAGAUGCCGAGAAGUAAAAGGCUUUUGACGGACGAUCGAAGCAAUAUCUUGGUUUAUAUGACAGGUCAUGGUGGUAACGAGUUCUUGAAAUUUCAAGACGCAGAGGAAAUUAGCGCAUUUGACUUAGCAGAUGCAUUUGAGCAGAUGUGGGAGAAAAAGAGGUACCAUGAAUUACUCUUCAUGAUCGACACUUGCCAAGCGAAUACCAUGUACAGCAAAUUCUACUCUCCCAAUAUCAUUGCGACGGGCUCUUCAGAAAUUGAUCAAUCAUCAUACUCCCAUCAUGCGGAUAAUGAUGUUGGGGUAGCAGUCAUUGAUCGCUACACAUAUUACAAUCUAGACUUCCUUGAAACCCAGGUUCGAGAACCUGGAAGUAAGAAGACGUUGGGCGAUCUGUUUGAUAGUUAUGAUGAAUCUAAAAUUCAUUCGCAUCCAGGUGUUAGAUGGGAUCUAUUCCCAGGUGGAGAGCAAGGAGGUAGGGAAAGACUACUGAUGGAUUUCUUCGGCAAUGUGCAAAAUGUGGAAGUUGACAUGAUGUCAAACGACACGGAAUGGAAAGAGGACCUACUUUCACUAGGUAAGAAGAUUGCUGAGCUGCGUGAACGAACUGAAGCAGCGGAAAAGAAUGCUACAUCUUCUGCAUCACUUCCAGAAAACCACCCGACUCGCAAAUUACGUGCUGCGAAAGUAGAAGUAGAUAACUCUUGGUGGGGCAAGAAAGCUGUGGGCGCAUGGGCUUUAGCAGGUUGUUCACUUGUUUGGCUUGCAGGAACAUACUUAGAGUCGGCAUAG
Molecule: messenger RNA, 1167 nt
Organism: Botrytis porri
Lineage: Eukaryota; Fungi; Ascomycota; Leotiomycetes; Helotiales; Sclerotiniaceae
Exons: 2
Coding region: 1-1167 (388 amino acids)
Biological process (GO): proteolysis; protein localization to cell surface; attachment of GPI anchor to protein
Cellular component (GO): GPI-anchor transamidase complex
Molecular function (GO): GPI-anchor transamidase activity
Source: RefSeq, a predicted model, not a curated record